This is a messenger RNA of Centruroides sculpturatus (bark scorpion), 3364 nucleotides long. Its product is annotated as dual oxidase-like. Bases 101 to 3346 code for a protein of 1081 amino acids. Gene Ontology annotation, biological process: response to oxidative stress. Gene Ontology annotation, molecular function: peroxidase activity; heme binding; calcium ion binding. The record is from RefSeq and is a predicted model, not a curated record. Lineage: Eukaryota; Metazoa; Arthropoda; Arachnida; Scorpiones; Buthidae. The transcript is spliced from 22 exons.
GGGCGUCGCGACCGGAUUCGACGGCCGCCAAAGCCCGGUCGGGCCAGCCGGGAACCGCAAGACCAGGAGCGAAGCUCGACGCCUGACGAAGACGAUCGGAAUGAAGACAGACGCUUGGACCAUUAUGGUGUUGUGUUUGGUCUGCCUGUCGACGGGUCGGAGCUCUACCCAUGCGAACUGGGAGAAGCGCAGAUAUGACGGGUGGUACAACAACCUGGCCCAUCCCGACUGGGGAACUGCAGAGAGUCGGCUGAGCAGAAGGACGCCACCCUCCUACGCCGACGGAGUAUAUCAGAUGGCAGGAAGAAACAGACCUAAUCCUCGUUGGAUCAGCGGACGCCUGAUGAAAGGAGAGGACGGUUUGCCCUCGGUCCGCAAUCUGACAGCCUUCUUUGCCUUUUUCGGUCAGGUGGUGUCGUCGGAAAUCUUGAUGGCCAGCGAACCCGGAUGUCCUAUAGAGAUGCACUCGGUUCCGGUAGAGAAGUGCGACAGGACCUACGACAGGAAGUGUUCGGGCGACCGAGCCAUGCCUUUCUAUAGGUCCUUGUAUGACCCCGAGACUGGACAGUCUCCUAACAAUCCUCGACAACAGAUGAAUCUGGUGACUAGUUGGAUAGAUGGAAGUUUCGUGUAUAGUACCAGUGAAGCUUGGGUCGAUCACAUGAGAAGUUUUCGUAACGGGACUCUGCGAACGGAUUCUUCGGGUCUCUUUCCCGCUAGGAAUAAAGAUAGGGUUCCUCUGAUCAACUAUCCCACCUCUCGGUAUCUGGGAAUGCUCGAUCCCGAAAGAAUGUUCGUGUUGGGCGAUCCCAGGACCAAUCAGAAUCCGUCUCUCUUGGCAUUCGCCGUUCUCUUUUUUCGUUGGCACAACGUUUUGGCUCGUCGUUUCCAACGUCAGAAUCCACGCUGGUCGGACGAAGAGGUUUUCCAGAAGUCUAGAAGCUGGGUCGUCGCAACCCUUCAGAACAUAAUUAUGUACGAAUAUCUACCCAUGUUGCUAGGAGAAGAGAUGGAAGCGUAUUCAGGAUACAACCCGGAUAUUCAUCCCGGAGUAAACCACGUGUUCCAGUCCGCCGCCUUCCGCUUCGGCCACACUAUGAUACCCCCCGGAAUAUAUCGCAGAGAUAAAGCCUGCAAUUUCAAAUCAACUGCCAACGGAUACCCGGCCGUGAGACUAUGCGCUACUUGGUGGAAUUCGGAAGAAGUGCUACUGGAAUCGGGAAUCGAAGAACUAAUAAUGGGUUUAGCUUCUCAGAUAGCAGAAAGAGAAGAUAACGUUCUCUGUGACGAUGUCAGAGAUCAACUCUUCGGGCCCAUGGAAUUCUCUCGUAGGGAUCUGGCUGCACUUAACAUUAUGAGAGGUCGAGACAACGGUCUGCCCGACUACAACACGGUCCGUUCCAGUUUCCACUUGCCUCGAAUAACGAACUGGUCAGACAUUAACCCUCAACUCUUUUCGAAAAAGCCCGAGAUGGUGAAAAUCCUGAAGGAUAAAUACGGCGAAAGUCCCGACGACUUGGAUCUGUAUGUCGGAGGGAUGUUGGAAACUGAAGUGGACGGAAGACCCGGGAUUCUCUUUCGCACCAUCAUCAAAGAACAGUUUCGACGUUUGCGAGACUCGGAUCGUUUCUGGUUCGAGAAUACUGGCAACGGUUUUUUCACCAAAGAAGAAAUAAAGCGAAUCAAGAAAACUACAAUUUACGAUGUGGUCAUCGAAUCGACUUCCAUCGGUGCCGGUCACGUUCAGAAGAACAUGUUUUCGUGGAAAGAAGGCGAUCCGUGUCCUCAGAAGGUUCAACUGAACGGGUCGAUGCUGGAGCCCUGUUCGGCAAUCGAAGGAUACGAUUACUUCCACGGAAAUGAAGUGGCUUACAUAUACUCGUGCUUGGCACUUACCUUCGUUCCUAUCAUCUGCGCUGGUCUGGGUUACGGCGUAAUCAAACUACAGAACAAGAGGAGAAGGAAGAUAAAGCUGAAGAGGGACGAGGCGGGCAAAACUUGUGACAAAUUGCAGGUAAAGGAGUGGCUACACCGCAACCAUAAGCGCUACGUCAAGGUCAAGCUCGGUCCCGACGAUUCCGUUUCCACAGUCGAUCGCAAGGGAGAGAUUCUCAGGAGAAUCGGCCUGGCCUCGGUCGGAUCGGUAGUGGUCGAAGUCAGCAAAGACGCCCGAAAGAAGCCCACCGUACUGAUCAGAUCGCCCGCGGACCACGACUUGGUUCUGCAGUUCGACAAGGCGCAGACUAGAAGAAAGUUUCUGGAUAAACUGGAGAACUUUCUGACCGAUCGGAAGAAGACGUUGGAACUGAUCCCCACUAACAGAGAAACCAUGCUGAAAAACUCGGAGACGAAAGAGAAGAGGCAGAGUCGCCUGGAGCGUUUCUUCAGAGAGGCCUAUGCUCUGACCUUCGGAAUAAAAUCCGAUGAUACCACCGAUUUUGACGGUUUGGACGAAGACGCGGCGGCCGGAAUGACCACAUCCCUGUCCAAGAGGGAAUUCGCCGAAGCCCUGGGAAUGAGACACGACUCGCUUUUCGUCAGACGCAUGUUCAACUGCGUCGACAAAAACAAAGACGGGAGAAUCAGUUUCCGCGAAUUUCUGGACACCGUCGCCUCCUUUUCUAGAGGAAAGACCGAAGAUAAACUGCGGAUAAUCUUCGACAUGUGUGACAACGAUGGCGUAGGGGUUGUAGGAAGAGAUGAGCUGAGCAAGAUGCUGAGGUCUUUGGUGGACAUGGCCAAGACCUCGUCUUUGACCGAGAGGCCGGUGACAGACGCCAUCGACUGCGUCUUUGCUGCGGCCGGCUUGAGAGACAAGGAAGAACUUAGUUACGAAGACUUUUCUAACAUAAUGAAAGAGCACACGGCGCAUCUAGUGGAUAUCGGCUUGGAUUUUAAAGGAGCGAAACAGAACUUUUUAACUACGACGAGGAACUUGGACAGAACAACGAGCUUCCGAGUGACUCGAUCGCCGGAACCCAAAUACGGUUGGUUGAGAAGAAAAUGGAACGACUUGGCGACCUUUCUGGAAGAAUAUCGACAACACCUGUUUUACCUCUUUCUAUUCUAUGUGGUCACUCUUGUCCUUUUCCUGGAAAGAUUCGCUCAUUACACUUAUUUGGCCGAACACACGGAUUUGAGGCACGUCAUGGGAGUCGGAAUAGCGUUUACACGCGGAUCUGCUGCUGCUCUGUCCUUCUGUUACUCUCUGCUGCCGUUAACCAUGAGUAGAAACUUAAUUACAAAACUCAGAGAAUUGGCCAUUCAUCAAUAUGUUCCGCUAGACUCUCAUGUUCGGGCUCACAAGAUAAUCGCCGUCACUGGAUUCGUUUUCACCGGUGAGUAACAUUUUUGCUGCUUAAUA